CUCCAUCUCUCCCUCCCUCCCUCCUCUUGGCUCUUAUAACGGAGCCGUCCCAUCACAGAGGAGCUUUCGCUUCACUUGACUUCACACUGGGACACGGACCAACAUGUACUGGGAUUCCGCUAUCAAGCCCGACACCAAAAUAAAGAUGGAAGUGUGCCAAGGUGGCUUCUACGGGGAGGACUUUAGAACCCAGGAGGUGCCGGCAGGGUUUGACUUUGCAUCUUUCGACUACCCUGGUGAAGAUGUGUCUUUUCUGUUAGACAGCAGCAAGGCGUCCACGCAGCAGCCGCAGUAUUCACUCGACAGCAGUUAUGCCGAGCCGCCGAAAGUCAACUCAAGCGACAUUGGUCUUUUCAACAUGGACUCAUUCCAGGAAUUCACCUGGUGGACUUCUUAUCCACAAGACGGGCUGAUGGUGGAGCAGCACCAAGUGAGUGGUUACCAGGAGCCGGGGGCCAAUCAGAGCUACCAGAGCCUGGUGCCCCAGAGCGGCCGGUUCAGCCCGGCCACAGAGGGCAGCCACAGCCCCUUCCCGGGCGUCAAAAACACAGACGGCGAGUCGGGAUACUGCCGCCACACGGCCGACCUCUACCCUGAGUCGGACGGCCAGAGAGGCUUCUGGUCCGAAUACUCCCCGGCUGGCUUUGGCGGUCCCCCGCCGCACCCGCCAACGCCCUCCGUCUGCCCCGCCCCCACCAACCCGAGCCCUCAGCCGUCAGACCACUACUACCCCCGUGUGGCCAAGCGCAAAACUCUCCAGCGGCCCGACAGGGACAGUCACGUGGCCCCUAUGUCCGCUUAUCCAGGUUCUGGCCCGAUCCAGCUGUGGCAGUUCCUACUGGAACUUCUUCUGGAUUCCGCCUGUCGCACCUUCAUCUCCUGGACCGGGGACGGCUGGGAGUUUAAGAUGUCUGACCCAACUGAGGUGGCCAAGCGCUGGGGCCAGUGCAAGAACAAGCCCAAGAUGAACUACGAGAAGCUGAGCCGGGGCCUUCGCUACUACUACCACAAGAACAUCAUCCACAAGACGGCGGGCAAGCGCUACGUGUACCGCUUUGUCUGCGACAUGCAGGGCAUGCUGGGAAAGACGGCACAGGAGGUGCUGAGCAGCCUGAACAUUUUGCCCAGCUCCAGCAGCGCAGAGUCGUCCGCGUCAGACUUCAGCAGCGAGCGAUGGGAGUAAAAAAAACAAAAGCUAUGGACCUUGUGAGUCAUAUCAUGCGCACAAUAUGUGACAUUUGUGUGCAAAGUCACCAUGAGAUGAGGAGAAUUUGCGGUGGGAAUUUUCAACGUGUCAGGCUCAGGGCGAAGGAGGCGUUUACAAAGAGGAACGUGACAGCGCAUCUCCCACUAUGGUAAUUAAAGAAGAAGUGUUGGGGCCCACACCAAAAAGACAAAAACGCUUAUACAAAGAAAAAACGAGAAAACUAAAUUAAUAAAGAAAAAACCCAAUUUCAAAAAAACAGUGCAAUACUACACACAAAUUGCAAUUUGUGAGAAAAUCAUUCACAAGUGUGCCAAAAUAAAUCUAUUUUAAUCUUGGAAAUAAGGUUGCAACGAUAGGAUAAAACAUUUUUGGGACUCUUUUUACGUCCAUAAUACUUCACAGCUUUUACUGUUGUUUCUGUUAACCAAAGUACUUGUAAAUAGUGUUAAUACAGUGUAGUUUUGUGCAUUUAUUAUAUUUUUAUAUACAGUAUACAAAACUCAGGUCUACCUCUGUUGUCCGAUUACAAUGAAUAAACUCAAAUGAUUCGCUCCUUUCCA
Molecule: messenger RNA, 1767 nt
Organism: Syngnathus typhle (broad-nosed pipefish)
Lineage: Eukaryota; Metazoa; Chordata; Actinopteri; Syngnathiformes; Syngnathidae
Gene: etsrp
Product: ETS1-related protein
Exons: 7
Coding region: 104-1183 (359 amino acids)
Biological process (GO): cell differentiation; regulation of transcription by RNA polymerase II
Cellular component (GO): nucleus
Molecular function (GO): DNA-binding transcription factor activity, RNA polymerase II-specific; sequence-specific DNA binding
Source: RefSeq, a predicted model, not a curated record